UCCGUAUGUACAAGUCAAUGGAUUUGGUCAGUUAUAUUGAACAAGUGUAUGACUUCGUUUUGUUUUCUCAUAAAAUCUUUGUAGUACUCAUUUAGCUAACACAAUUCUUAAACAUUAAUUUUAACGAGUUGGCUACGGUAGUUAGUUAAAAAUUUAACGUAAUAAAAUAAGCUGUAUUAUAUUGUUUUUUAUUCGGCUCGAAGAGCGAAUUGUCUCGUAAGUCAACGAUGUUAAAAGCGAUUAUUCUUAUUGGGGGCCCGCAGAAAGGUACCAGAUUCCGCCCCCUGUCAUUCGAGGUGCCCAAACCACUGUUCCCAGUGGCAGGAGUCCCCAUGGUACAGCAUCACAUAGAAGCCUGUGCCCAAGUUCCAGACGUCAAAGAGAUAAUACUAAUAGGUUUUUAUCAGCCCAAUGAGGAGCUAAACCGUUUUAUUUCUUCAGCUCAGCAAGAGUUUAAAAUCACUAUCAGGUACCUGCAAGAGUUUUCUGCUCUGGGAACAGGUGGUGGGAUAUAUCACUUUCGCGAUCAGAUCCUGUCUGGAGGGCCGGAUGCAUUCUUCCUCAUGAACGCUGAUGUGUGCUCAGAGUUCCCCUUGCAGGAAAUGCUCCGGUUUCACCGCCAACAUGGGGAAAGUCAUUGUGGAGUCAUGCUUGGAACCACAGCUAACAGAACACAAGCUCUGAACUAUGGCUGCAUUGUGGAAAACCAGAAAACAAAUGAGGUGCUCCAUUUUGUGGAGAAACCCAGUACGUUUGUAAGUGAUAUUAUCAACUGUGGUAUCUAUUUGUUCACACCAGAUAUUUUCAGUCAUAUUGGGAAGGUUUUCCAGAAGAACCAACAAGAAAGAAUCCAAGAAGAGCUCACGUAUGGCAGACAGAUGCCGGAGGUGAUUCAUCUGGAACAGGACAUCUUUACAUCCUUAGCAGGACUGAAAAAACUCUAUGUCUACAAAACACAACAUUUCUGGAGUCAAAUUAAGUCUGCAGGGUCAGCAAUAUAUGCUAGUCGUUUAUAUCUCAACCGGUAUCAUCAGACACAUCCUGAAAGACUGACAACAAACCAAGAGGGAAAACCAAAAAUAAUAGGAGAUGUUUAUAUCCACCCUACAGCUAACAUUGAGCCUACAGCUGUGCUGGGUCCUAAUGUUUCCGUUGGGAAAGGGGUGACGAUUGGAGGCGGUGUAAGAGUGAGGGAGUCCAUCAUUUUACAUGGAGCUGUAUUACAGGACCACUGCUGUGUUUUGAACAGUAUAGUUGGGUGGGACAGUACAGUGGGGAAGUGGGCAAGAGUGGAGGGAACGCCAAGUGACCCAAACCCCAACGACCCUUAUGCCAAGAUUGACAGCGAGACACUGUUCAGGGAUGGAGGUCUAACUCCAUCCAUCACAAUUCUUGGCUGCAAUGUGAAUAUUCCGUCAGAGGUCAUUAUUAGAAACUCAAUCGUCUUGCCUCAUAAAGAUCUCAACAGGAGCUUCAAGAACCAGAUUAUUCUAUAGAACAAAGUCUUCAAUUGUCUUCUUCCGUCUAUUAUAGGCAAAAUAAAAAUCAUAUACACAAGAUCUUAGCAAUAAAGACAAUAAUCGUAUGCCCGGUUUCACAGAAAGAGCUUAGUUUAAGCCAAGACUAACCCUUAGUUAAAUUUAGUAGCCUUUAUAAAAAUGCCUUAAAAGGAAACAUUACUGGUGUGCAUCUUAAGACAAAACUAUUUCACUGACAUAUUUUAAGAUAUUUUAGGGCAAGUUGUUUUCAGUUAUGACAGCUAAAACAUUAAUUUUAUUCUGGGACUAGCCUUAAGCCUUGCAUGUGAAACCGGGCAUUUGUCUAGUAGUCCAUAUGAUCUUCCUCAAUAAAUUCUGUACAUUAUGUGACAUAGUAUUUAGUCUACAGACACUAAAUGUUGUUUAAUGUGUAUCAUUAUUUAGCAUUUAUCAGUUUUGUAUUUGUUAUGCACAAUUCACAGAAAAGGAGACUUAUGUGAAUAUUAUUGCAAUAAUUCAUGGUGCAGAACAUUCAGAAAUUCAUAUUUUAUUCUAUGCUUAGGGGCUGGCCUUAUUUACUUACACUAACACAACACUAUAUUUGUGGAUCUUAUUUGUAUAUUACUUGUUUGUACAUUUAGUUUUAUAAGGAAACCUGUCUGCAAUUGUAUGACAUUUAUUUUGUAAUAACAUGUAUUCUUCAUUAACCUGAAAUCAUUACACUGUACUUUAAAGUGAUUUUGCACUCGACCUAACUAAUAAAAGUUUAAUUAUUAACACAUU
Molecule: messenger RNA, 2261 nt
Organism: Triplophysa dalaica
Lineage: Eukaryota; Metazoa; Chordata; Actinopteri; Cypriniformes; Nemacheilidae
Gene: gmppab
Product: GDP-mannose pyrophosphorylase Ab
Exons: 12
Coding region: 228-1496 (422 amino acids)
Biological process (GO): biosynthetic process
Cellular component (GO): cytoplasm
Molecular function (GO): transferase activity
Source: RefSeq, a predicted model, not a curated record